This is a messenger RNA of Populus nigra (black poplar), 2769 nucleotides long. RefSeq lists its product as uncharacterized. Lineage: Eukaryota; Viridiplantae; Streptophyta; Magnoliopsida; Malpighiales; Salicaceae. Gene Ontology annotation, molecular function: tRNA (cytidine-N5)-methyltransferase activity; RNA binding. Gene Ontology annotation, biological process: RNA methylation. The record is from RefSeq and is a predicted model, not a curated record. The transcript has 15 exons. Bases 68 to 2575 code for a protein of 835 amino acids.
GUCCAUUAACAAAAAGGUCCAGAGAGGCUAAGCAGCAGCAGCAGUCUUCAACACCCCCCAAAAAGAAAUGGGAGGGAGAGGAAGAGGAAGCAGGUCACGAACUCAAAGAAAGCACUUUCGUGAUGGCAGAGAGAAUGUUUGGAAGCGCCCCAAAUCUGACAGUGCCUCGUCUGAUCCCAACAGCAACAACAACUCUGAGAACAAGACUCAUUGGCAGCCUUUUGCUACUCAAAACCCCGCCUUCGAUGAAUACUACAAGGAGCAAGGGAUAGUGACAGCAGAAGAAUGGGAUACCUUUGUCGAAGUUCUAAGAACACCCUUGCCUGCUGCUUUUAGAAUCAAUUCAAGUAGCCAAUUUUGUGAAGAUAUCAAAUCACAGCUUGAGAAUGACUUUAUGAAUUCUCUUAAAGCAGAGACCACUGAUGGUGGUGAAGUGGAGGCUAUUAGACCAUUGCCUUGGUACCCUGAUAAUCUUGCCUGGCAUUCAAAUUUUUCCCGGAUGCAGCUAAGGAAGAACCAAACCCUUGAGAGGUUCCAUGAGUUCUUAAAGCUAGAAAAUGAAAUUGGAAACAUCACCAGACAGGAGGCUGUCAGCAUGGUACCUCCACUCUUCCUUGAUGUACGUCCGGAUCAUUUUGUAUUUGAUAUGUGUGCUGCACCAGGUUCAAAAACAUUUCAGUUGCUGGAGAUUAUAUACCAAUCAACAAAGUCAGGAUCACUUCCUGAUGGAAUGGUUAUGGCAAAUGAUCUGGAUGUCCAGAGAUGUAAUCUUCUCAUCCAUCAAACAAAAAGAAUGUGCACUGCCAACUUGAUAGUCACAAAUAAUGAAGCCCAACACUUCCCUGGGUGCCGUGCAGACAAAAAUGGCUCUAAAGCUUCUGAAAUGGAAAUCGAGCCACAGAUUAGUCAGCUUCUCUUUGAUCGAGUGCUAUGUGAUGUUCCCUGUAGUGGAGAUGGUACCCUCCGCAAGGCUCCAGAUAUGUGGAGGAAAUGGAAUCCAGGGAUGGGCAAUGGGCUCCAUAGUCUACAAAUUCAGAUAGCGAUGCGAGGCCUAUCAUUGCUCAAAGUUGGUGGAAGAAUGGUGUACUCAACUUGCUCAAUGAAUCCAGUUGAGGAUGAGGCUGUUGUUGCUGAGAUUCUACGGAAAUGUGGAGGGUCUGUUGAACUUGUUGACGUCUCCAGUGAACUUCCUCAACUUGUUCGUCGGCCUGGUGUCAGAAAAUGGAAGGUACGUGACAAAGAUCUCUGGUUAGCUUCCCACAAAGACGUCUCCAAAUUCCAGAGAUACCAUAUACUUCCCAGCAUGUUUCCUUCAGGCAAAAGCUAUGUUGCCCCAGCCAACACGGAUCUUGAGCACGAGAAUGGUGAAAAUGCAAUUUCUGAAGAUGGGAUUCAGCCAACAGAAGAUGCUUCUACCGAAGAUUUGAUUGAGGAAGUUUCUGAACUCCCCCUGGAACGUUGUAUGAGGAUAGUGCCUCAUGAUCAGAACAGUGGGGCCUUUUUCAUUGCUGUCCUCCAGAAACUCUCUCCUUUACCAGCCAUUCAGGAGAAACCCAGUAAGAAAAGGAAUUUGUUCAAAAAGAAUCCUGAACUGCAAGGAAAAUUAUUGGAUCAGGUUACUGAAGAUAAUAGUGGGCUGGAGCCAGACUCCAGAGAUGUCGCAGUAGAAAAAAUUUCUGAAGCAGCCACAGAGGCAGAUUUAAUUGUUGAUGAGCCAGAUGAAGUUGAUAUGGAACCUGAUCCUUCUAAUAUAUCUAACCAAGAUUCAGAGGAAACCAAAGCACUGGUUAAUGGGGAAACUGAUUCUGGGAAGGCUGUGGGGAAGAGAAAGUUGCAACUUCAAGGCAAAUGGAAAGGGGUUGACCCUGUUCUUUUCUUUAAAGAUGAAUCUAUUAUCAAUAGCAUAAAAAUGUUCUAUGGGAUUGAUGAGUCAUUUCCUUUUGAUGGCCACUUAAUCUCAAGAAAUAGUGAUAAGAACCAUGUGAAGAGAAUUUACUAUGUCUCAAAGUCAGUUAAGGAUGUUCUUGGGUUGAAUUUCCGUGUUGGUCAGCAACUUAAGAUUGCUUCUAUCGGCCUGAAGAUGUUUGAGCGACAAACUUCAAGAGAAGGUACCUCUACCCCCUGUUCAUUCAGGAUAUCAUCAGAAGGAUUGCCGGUGAUUCUUCCACACAUCACUAAUCAGAUCCUAUAUGCAUCCUCGGUAGAUUUCAAGCAUCUUUUGCAGUAUAAAGCAAUAAAGUUUGCUGACUUUGUUGAUGCUGAGUUUGGCGAGAAGGCAUCAAAGCUAAUGAUGGGUUGUUGUGUUAUAGUCAUGCGAGACAGCAAAACCAUGUCGAAUCCUAUCAAGGUGGAUGCGUCAACAAUAGCCAUUGGCUGCUGGAAGGGUAGAUCCAAUUUGAGUGUGAUGGUCACAGCAAUUGACUGCCAAGAAUUGCUAGAAAGGCUUUCAGUUCGCAUGGAAGCCGAAAAAGGCUCUUCAGUGCAAGAAAACAAGUUCAGUGUUGAUGAACUGCAGCUUAAUGGAGCAAGCAAGGUUGAAGAAUCUGAAACUACUCAGCUGGUUGCAGAUGCUUGAAUUUACAGCAACUUUUGAGUUUGUCUCUAAUCUAUCUGUACCAGUUCUGGAUUUAUUUAUUUUUAAUAGAUACAACAUAUCAUUUAUUUUUAGCCUCUUCUGGGUACCAAUUUUAUAAUGUUCCAGGUUUUGUAUUUUAUCAGAAUGACUAAACCUUUUUUGCUGUAUUAAGCUAAUGCAAUUUUGACGAGCUA